AUUUAUUAAGUAUUGGUUGCUUUUUUUUUAAAUAAAAUUUAAAACAAAAAUGAUAAUUCCGGUACGCUGUUUUUCUUGCGGGAAAGUCAUAGGAAAUAAAUGGGAGUUAUAUCAAACGAUGUUGGAAAAUGACUAUACUGAAGGCUCUGCAAUGGACGCGAUCGGACUUCAAAGAUAUUGUUGUCGGCGUAUGAUCUUAACUCACACCGAUUUGAUCUCUAAACUCCUUCAAUAUAAUCCUCAGGAAAGAAGUCGUGAACAAUUCAGAGCACAAUUCCGACAACAACCAAGUCAAAUAAUAGCUAUUAGACCUGCUGCAGGUUCAGCUACCCCUGCAAGGCCAACAUAAACUUAAUUUUUAUUUAGGGUUCCUUUUUUUGUUUCUUUUUCUUUCUUUUUUUUUAAAAAAAAAAAAAACAAU
This is a messenger RNA of Rhizophagus irregularis DAOM 181602=DAOM 197198, 421 nucleotides long. Its product is annotated as DNA-directed RNA Polymerase II subunit L. Gene Ontology annotation, cellular component: RNA polymerase I complex; RNA polymerase II, core complex; RNA polymerase III complex. Gene Ontology annotation, molecular function: DNA binding; zinc ion binding. The record is from RefSeq and is a predicted model, not a curated record. NCBI's taxonomy places the organism in Eukaryota, Fungi, Glomeromycota, Glomeromycetes, Glomerales, Glomeraceae. Gene Ontology annotation, biological process: transcription by RNA polymerase I; tRNA transcription by RNA polymerase III; transcription by RNA polymerase II.